Messenger RNA from Trichechus manatus latirostris (Florida manatee), 2775 nucleotides. Its product is annotated as zinc finger protein 160-like. Lineage: Eukaryota; Metazoa; Chordata; Mammalia; Sirenia; Trichechidae. The transcript has 2 exons. Gene Ontology annotation, molecular function: DNA-binding transcription factor activity, RNA polymerase II-specific; RNA polymerase II cis-regulatory region sequence-specific DNA binding. The record is from RefSeq and is a predicted model, not a curated record. Bases 288 to 2021 code for a protein of 577 amino acids. Gene Ontology annotation, cellular component: nucleus. Gene Ontology annotation, biological process: regulation of transcription by RNA polymerase II.
UGAGCUUUGUCGUCACUAAAAACACCACUCCUGCUGUAGCUCAGCUGAGAAGCUGAAUGUUAUUUGGUAUGCACAACAUAAAAUCUAGCACUUCUACAUAGACCACCUUGUGGGAGUUCUUUUCAUUUGUAUAUAUAUUUUAUUAUCCACAAAAAUGAAAUCCCCAGAGCUUUAAUGGAUUUCAUAUCCUCUAAUGGAAAAUAUAAUAAAACACAAUUAGGGGCACAUAAGUUGCUCAACAUUAUCUUAUCCUGGCCUGUCAAAACUCUCAAAUCAAUUGAAUUGAUAUGCAUACUUUUCUUAUUUUAUUUUGUGUGAAAAUAAGAGCUCUUCCUUGUCCACUUGUUGAGAUGUGUUUCUCAUUUCAGGGACUGUUGACAUUCAAGGAUGUGGCCAUAGAAUUCUCUCAGGAGGAGUGGGAAUGCCUGGAUCCUGCUCAGAAGGCUUUGUACAGGGACGUGAUGUUGGAGAACUACAGGAACCUGAUCUCCCUGGAUGUCUCUUCUACAUGUGUAAUCAAGGAAUUGUCACCAAAAGAGAUCAUUAAUAAAGGAGAAUUAUUCCAGAGAAUGAUGUUGGAAAGACAUGAAAGUCAUGGCACCGAGGAUUUUGACUUCAGGCAAGUCAGGGAAAAUAUGCAUGAGUUUGAGAGUCAGUGUGGAGAUGAUGAAAGGAAUAACAAAGGAGUAAUUACAACCCAUAAAAAAAUUCUCACUGAUAGAAGAGAUCAACAUGUAAGAAGAGAUGUAGGAAACAAGUACAUGAUAUGUAUUGAAAAAAACAUUGAAUUAAGCUUUCAUUCAAAUCUGACUGAAAUGCCGAAAUUUCAGUCUGGAAGGGAAAUGUAUGAAUGCAAUCAAGUAGAGAACUCUAUCAAUGGUUCUUCAAUUACACCACUUCAAAAUAUUCCUCUUAGUGUGAAAACCAACAUUUGUAAUGCAUAUGGGGAUGUUUUCAUGCAUACUUCAUUGCAUGCACAACACCAGAAAAUACACAUUAGAGAAGAACCUUACAAAUGUAAUGACUGUGGGAAGGCCUUUAGCCAAAGGGCAAUCUUUACAAAUCAUCAGAGAAUUCAUUCUGUGCAGAUGCCUUAUGAAUGUAAUGAGAGUGUCAGAGCUUUUUACUGUGGCUCAAACUUUACUAAACAUCAAAGAACCCAUACUGGAAAGAAACCAUAUAAAUGUAAUGUGUGUGGCAAAGUCUUUAGUCAAAAAGGACACCUUGCAGUUCAUCUGAGAAUUCAUACAGGAGAGAAACCUUACAAAUGUAAUGUAUGUUGCAAAGCCUUUUACUGUGGCUCAAACUUAACUAGACAUCAGAGAAUCCAUACUGGUGAGAAACCAUAUAAAUGUAAUGUUUGUGGCAAGGACCUUAGUCGACCUUCAGGCCUUACAAAUCAUCAGAGAAUUCAUACUGGAGAGAGACCUUACAAGUGUAUAGAAUGUGGUAAGGCAUUUAUCCGAAGAACAAAACUUGUGGAACAUUGGAGAAUUCAUUCUGGAGAGAAACCUUACAAAUGUAAUGAAUGUGGGAAAGCUUUUACCCAAAGAGCAAACCUUAUAGAACAUCAGAGAAUACAUUUGAUGCAGAGACCUUACAAAUGUAAUGAGUGUGGCAAAGCCUUUAACUCUGCUUCACACCUCACUAGACAUCAGAGAAUCCAUACUAGAAAGAAACCAUAUAAAUGUUACAUAUGUGGCAUGGACUUUAGUCAAAAUUCAAAUCUUAUAAUUCAUACAAGAAUCCAUAUGGGAAAGAAACCUUACGAAUGUAAUGAAUAUGACAAGGCUUUUAGCAAUCAAUCAGUCCUCCGGGGUAAUGAGAGAAGUCAUGCUAGAGAGAAAAAUUACAAAGGUAAAGAGCGUGGAAAAGCCUUUAACUGUGGCCCAAAUCUUACUACACAUCAGAGAAUCUGUUCUGGAGAGAAACCAUAUAAAUGUAAUAUAUGUGGCAAGGUCUUUACUCAAGGUAAAAGACUUGCAACUCAUUAUAAAAUUCAUAUUGGGGAGAAACCUUAACAGCAUUAUAAAUGUGGUAAGGCUUUUACCUAAAGAUCAGAUUUGCCGAACAUCAGACACUUCAUGGUAGAGACAAACCUUACGAAUGUAAUAAGUGGCAAAACCUUUAAAUGGGGCUCAGUCCUCACUAAACAACAGAAAAUUUAUAAGGGAGUGAAAUCAAAUCAAUCUAUAAGGCAAGUUGUUACUUAAAAUUCACAGCUUGCAAAUCAUCUGAGAAUUCAUUCUGGAGAUAAAACUUAUAAAUAUAUUUGGUAUGCUUUUAUCAAAUGUUCACGUUUGAGGUCUGAAGAGAAUUCAUACUGGAGAGAAAUAAGUGUAAACAAUGUGGUAAAUCAUUUUUCUUAUUUCACAGUUUAUUGCACAUCAGUUCGUACUAGGGAUAAAUAAAUCUCUAUAAAGAUAAAUCAGCCUCAGUUACAUUCUACAGUGUAAUUAAAGGUUGAAUUCUCUUCAAACUCAUGAGAUGUGUGUCCAAAGGAGCAAUGAUAUAUGGAAAGAUCCAUCUUAAUAAAAUAUUUUUCUUCAGUUAUUUGAGGUUUCUUAAAAAGGCUACAUUACUAUUCAUAACUUUCUCCCUAAGGUUUUAAAUCUUGCCAUUAUGCCUUCAUUACUGGCCUUUUACAUGUUACCAUGAUAGUCUCCGGGGAGUGAUGAAGGAGAUGAAAGGUCUUCUUCAUUAAGUGGGGAUCAUUCAUCUCCAUGUUCCUUAAAAGAACAGGAAGCCUGAAUUUUAACAUGCAUUGUCGUUGUU